Penicillium soppii is the source of this 660-nucleotide messenger RNA. Its product is annotated as glutathione S-transferase family protein. The coding region runs from base 1 to 660 and encodes 219 amino acids. NCBI's taxonomy places the organism in Eukaryota, Fungi, Ascomycota, Eurotiomycetes, Eurotiales, Aspergillaceae. Gene Ontology annotation, molecular function: glutathione transferase activity; glutathione binding. Gene Ontology annotation, cellular component: cytoplasm. The transcript has 3 exons. The record is from RefSeq and is a predicted model, not a curated record.
AUGGUCCUCAAAGUCUAUGGCUCUGCUAUGGCCACUUCCCGUGUCUUGGUCACGCUUCUGGAGAAGGAAUUACCAUACGAAUUUAUCCUCGUCGAUAUUGCAAAAGGUGAACAAAAGAGUGAGGGGUAUAAAAAGCUUCAGCCUUUUGGCAAGGUGCCUGCACUGGAUGAUGACGGAUUUCUGUUAUUUGAAAGUAGGGCUAUUUGCAAGUAUCUUGCUAAGAAGUAUCCUUCUGGAAAGAAGCUUAUCCCAGAAGAUGAUGCCGAGGCCUAUGGUCGCUUUGAACAAGCUUGUUCUGUCGAACAAAGCUAUUUUGCAGGCGCUUCCGAAACUAUAGGAACUGAACUUAUGAUUAAGCCGUACGGGCUACAAAGAAUGAAAGGUCUUGGUCUCCCUGACGAAGCAAGGGUCGCACAAGCUGAAAACGACCUUGAUACAGUUCUUUCUGUUUAUGACAAGAUCUUAGCUAGACAGAAAUAUCUUGUCGGAGACGAAUUGACUUUGGCAGAUUUGUUUCACUUGCCUAAUGGAGCGGCCUUGAAAGCAGGUAAAUGGAAAGAGGUGUUCGAAAAGUAUCCGAACGUGGACAAUUGGUUCAAAGAAUUGCAAAAGAGAGAGAGUUGGGUGAAAGCUGCCACUGAAGCAGGAACGAUACCAUGA